This is a messenger RNA of Neomonachus schauinslandi (Hawaiian monk seal), 1842 nucleotides long. RefSeq names its product outer mitochondrial membrane lipid metabolism regulator OPA3 (gene OPA3). The coding region runs from base 27 to 587 and encodes 186 amino acids. Gene Ontology annotation, cellular component: mitochondrion. Gene Ontology annotation, biological process: regulation of lipid metabolic process. The transcript has 2 exons. The record is from RefSeq and is a predicted model, not a curated record. NCBI's taxonomy places the organism in Eukaryota, Metazoa, Chordata, Mammalia, Carnivora, Phocidae.
UGCGCGUGCCCAGUGCGACCGCCAAGAUGGUGGUGGGCGCGUUCCCUAUGGCGAAGCUGCUAUACCUGGGCAUCCGGCAGGUCAGCAAGCCGCUUGCCAACCGCAUUAAGGAGGCCGCCCGCCGAAGCGAGUUCUUCAAGACCUAUAUCUGUCUCCCGCCGGCUCAGCUGUACCACUGGGCGGAGAUGCGGACCAAGAUGCGCAUCAUGGGCUUCCGGGGCACAGUCAUCAAGCCGCUGAACGAGGACGCGGCCGCCGAGCUGGGCGCCGAGCUGCUGGGCGAGGCCACCAUCUUCGUCGUGGGCGGCGGCUGCCUGGUGCUGGAGUACUGGCGCCACCAGACGCACCAGCGUCACAAGGAGGAGGAGCAGCGCGCCGCCUGGGACGCGAUGCGGGACGAGGUGGGCCGCCUGGCGCUGGUGCUGGAGGCGCUGCAGGUGCAGAUGCAGGCGGCGCCGGCGCCCAGCGCCCUGGAGGAGCUGCAGGCGCAGAUGCGAGAGGUGCGCGCCCAGCUCUGCGCCCGGGACCCGCAGCCCGCGUCCCCGGCGGUAUCCGCGGCCAAGGUACAGGAGUCUGCUCAAGUCUGAACUUGUCGGUGGUUGUGUGUGCCCCGGUGUGGCCUUCUCCCCGUACCACCCCCGCCUGCGCUGGCCCCGCGGAAGCCACCGGGAUCUUGAUGGCACUUGGAUUCAGUUAGCCUCUCCCGACCCGCCGUACCUUCCGCGGGGGCCAGCCCCCAGCCGGUGAAGCGGUCCCACGAAGCGCCCUCCAGCCCUAGCUCCUCGGUACAGACCACAGUGCUCAGCGCUCCACCCCAACCCCAAACCGCACGGACCUGAGCCGUCCCAGCCAGGAAGACAACAGGCUCGCUCUUCUGGCAGGAGGAAAAACGGACUGGACUUGAGCUGAAUCAAGCUGUGACCCCACUCCGCCCCCCAUUUUGGUGAUAAAUGUUACCCUGCCCUGGGACUCAUCCUUUUCCCUGGAACCUCCCCCGCACCCUUUGCUUUGUGAAUCGGCACAGACCAUUGUAAAGAAAUGCAGUGUGGUUCAGUGCUCUUCUGUCCCGGCAUCUAAGGGGGGCUCUAGCUGGGUUUCGCCACUCUCUUUGAGAGGAAAACAAGGGGCAUCCUGGCUUGCUCUUGAUCCACUGAAUGCUUUAUCUUCCCCCUUAACCUGAUCUGUGGCACCCUACGAGACCCCAAGUGGAAUAUUCCAACAGAUCCCCACCCCCCAGUCCUUCAGUCUGGCACAACCUACCGGGAUGUCUGUGCAGGGUCCUCUCUGGCAGUGCCCUCCCAUCACCCCCUCUGUGGUGGAAAAAUGGAUCCUGCCUAAGGCUAAAUCCAACCUGCCCUUCAGCCUCGUCCCCCUGUUUAGCUGUCCUCCAAGUCCCUGAGCCUUUCCUGACGUGUCCUCUUCCGUGGCCUCUCUUAGCACACUGCCAUCACAUUCCUCAUGUUCCAUCCAAAUCUGCUGACCUGUGUACCCUUGCCCUUCUCUCCUGGGGCUCUGGACCGGUCCAACCGUCCCCCUUCACGCAGUGGUACCCUCGUGCCUCCAGAGCCCUUGGCCCAACCUCCAUCCCACUAGACGAGGCCACCAGUUGGUCUUAACCGUUCUUAGUUUCCUAGGGCUACCAUAACAUGACCACAAACUUGAUGGCUUAAAACCAGAGAAAACUGUUCUCUCGCAGUUCUGGAGGCCACAGAUCUAAAAUCAAAGACUCAGUAGGGCCAUGCUCCAUCCGAGGGCCCUGGGGGAAGAUCCUUCCUUGCCUCUUCUAACUUCUGGUGACUUCAGGCAUUCCUUGCCUUGAGGCCCUGUGGCUGCAGAUCUCUA